AAAGAUUGUUCAUAUCAAGUAGUUUUCGUUAAUUCACUCUACAAAGGAAAAUAAUGAGCUCGUCGCCGUUAUCUUCAUCUCUCUUUCAUCCUCUGUCGACCUUGUCGACUCAUUGCCAUGGUCGGAGACAGAACCUCUGUUUCAAUCGGAAGCAACAACCUUUCGUUGUCAGAGCCGCAAAACUUCCUGAAGGGGUGAUAGUGCCAAAAGCACAACCCAAAUCUCAACCUGCGUUUCUGGGAUUCACACAAACAGCUGAGAUAUGGAACUCACGAGCUUGCAUGAUUGGUCUCAUCGGUACUUUCAUCGUCGAACUGAUUCUGAACAAGGGAAUACUUGAACUGAUCGGUGUAGAGAUUGGGAAAGGACUCGAUCUUCCUCUAUAAUGUAUAUCACUGUUUGUGUUCUUUCCAACAAAAACAUCUCUUAUGAAAUGUAAAAUUCUCAAGUUUAAUUACACAUCAAAACGUGACAUUUGUUGUAAAAGUUUGAGAUUCUUUUAGAGUACACGAGUGGUGCGAGCAUC
This is a messenger RNA of Arabidopsis thaliana (thale cress), 526 nucleotides long. RefSeq names its product one helix protein (gene OHP). Lineage: Eukaryota; Viridiplantae; Streptophyta; Magnoliopsida; Brassicales; Brassicaceae. Bases 54 to 386 code for a protein of 110 amino acids. The record is from RefSeq and is marked reviewed. Gene Ontology annotation, cellular component: chloroplast thylakoid membrane. The transcript has 3 exons.